CACUAAAAUAUAUUAAAUUAUACAUAAACAAAUAAUAUUUUAGAAAAUGAAUCAAGAAUUAAAUAUAUCAGACAAAAAAUUUGAUAGUUUAACAUUAUAUGAAAAACAAAUAUUACUUGAGCUUCAAUAUAUUUUAAAAACAUGCGAACAAAUAAAAGAAAAUUUAAAAAAAGCAAUUAAUAUAACAAAUAAAGAAGGGGAACUUUAUCAUAAACAAAUGUUGGCAAUAGAAAGUAUGAAAAUAUGGGAAAAAAUAAGGGGAAAUGUAUCUUAAGAUUAAAAAAAGAAAUCGAUUUAAAUCUAUAAUUAUGU
Pneumocystis carinii B80 is the source of this 312-nucleotide messenger RNA. RefSeq lists its product as hypothetical. The transcript has 3 exons. NCBI's taxonomy places the organism in Eukaryota, Fungi, Ascomycota, Pneumocystomycetes, Pneumocystales, Pneumocystaceae. The record is from RefSeq and is a predicted model, not a curated record. The coding region runs from base 47 to 274 and encodes 75 amino acids.